UUUCAGUCCCUUGUCGUAUAAAAGUAGCUUUAUUAGCAGAUAUUUUCAGAAAAUGGGAUAGUCUGCUGUAAGUGAACUGAGCCAUGUUUAGCUGUUUAGAGCAAGAGCUUCACAGCCUGGACAGCGUUCAGGGCAGUGGGAAUCAGAGAAUAAAGUUGGUGAUGACAGAGAAAGGCACUGGUGCUCCUGUGGUGGCUCGGACGGUGCUGCAGCAGUGUCUGCAGGCCAGACUACAGGUGAAACCAGCAGAUGAACACUCAGAGGCUGAGUUUGUACAGAUAGAGAGAGGAAUGGUGAUCUACGUCUGUUUCUUUAAAGGAGCUACAGAUGACAUCCUCCCAAAGAUGGUGUCCACACUGUUAAAUCUGCGUCUGUGUGAGUCCGACUCAGGGAAGUUGAUGUCAGUGCUGGAGCUUCCUGGCAGCGUGCUGAUCGUCCCUCAGGCCACACUGGGAGGGAAGGCCAAAGGCAGAGCCAUGCAGUACCACAACAACAUCAGCAAAGAGGACGGCCUGCGGCUCUAUGGCACCUUUGUUUCACUUUGUGAGAAGGAACUGAUGUCUGCUGCUGCUUCAGGUGAAGCUGGAGUGAUGCUGAAACAUGGGACGUAUGGGAACAGACAAGUGCUGAAGCUUGACACCAACGGACCCUACACACAUCUGAUGGAGUUCUGAGCCGCAGAGAAAAUUAAGGCGUCCUUGUGGUCAUUCUGGAUUUUGUAAAUGUAUCUGAAUUAAUGUGAAUACCUACAAACGGAGAGAUAAAAUAACUUUGACAAUAUUUCUUUUAUAUUAAAUAAAAAAGGAAACUUUGAA
Messenger RNA from Cheilinus undulatus (humphead wrasse), 815 nucleotides. RefSeq names its product D-aminoacyl-tRNA deacylase 2 (gene dtd2). NCBI's taxonomy places the organism in Eukaryota, Metazoa, Chordata, Actinopteri, Labriformes, Labridae. Gene Ontology annotation, molecular function: D-tyrosyl-tRNA(Tyr) deacylase activity. Gene Ontology annotation, cellular component: cytoplasm. Gene Ontology annotation, biological process: tRNA metabolic process. The coding region runs from base 84 to 674 and encodes 196 amino acids. The record is from RefSeq and is a predicted model, not a curated record. The transcript has 4 exons.